This is a messenger RNA of Somion occarium, 1660 nucleotides long. The record is from the annotation of a GenBank genome assembly. NCBI's taxonomy places the organism in Eukaryota, Fungi, Basidiomycota, Agaricomycetes, Polyporales, Cerrenaceae.
GAGAGCAUCGCUGCAACUGCGGCUUUUGUCUGUAUCAUGCCUCUAACAUAGUUUCUCACUUACUUUCACGUACUUUCACGUACUCUCCGACUCACCCCUUUCUCGAGGCAUCCACUCACUCUAGAUGGCAUCGUCUGAACUAUUGAAACAGAUCCAGGAAGGAAAGAGGUUGAAGAAGGCACAAACAAAUGACCGAAGUGCCCCUGUGAUAGACACACCUAAGGGAGGAGGUGGUGGGGCGAGCGGAUUUAGUGGAGGGGGUGGAGGUCCUUCAUCAGUUUCGUCUGGCCCAUCUGGCCCAUCUGCAUUGGCUGCUGCAAUGGGCGCAGGGCCUCCUCAGCUUGGUGGGCUAUUCGCAGGAGGGAUGCCUAAGCUGAAGCCAACAGGUGGCCCAGCGAAACCGGUACACCUCGGGAAACCACCAUCCAUCCCUAAGCGCAACGGUGCACCUGCUUCACCUGCACCUCCGCCGCCGCCGUCGAGGCCAUCACCUCCAAGCGCACCUCCUGCACCUCCAAGUAGGGCACCUCCGAGACCCUCUGCACCUGCACCACCUCCGCCAUCUGCACCUGCGCCUCCUGCCCGCACAGUUCCUUCUUUACCAGCUCGUACUCCUCCUUCUUUACCAUCUCGUACUGCUCCUGCUCAUCCACCGCCUUCUGCACCACCUGCUCCUCCUCGUAGAGCACCACCACCGCUGAAGGGUGGUUCACCAUCCGCAGAAGCUCCAGCCAUACCCCCGCGGAAUCCAUCACCCCCUACUCGCACCGCGCCUUCAAUACCAGCGCGUUCAGUGCAUGAGCCUCCAGCUCGCCCUUUGUCUGCUGCACCUGCAAUACCGCAUCGCAAAGUACCUGCUCCACCGGCUCUUCCUGGGAGGACCCCACCCCCGCCUCCAGCACGGCCUGCUUCUACAACUGGUGCUCCUCCUCGUGCCGUCCCGCCGCCUCCGCCCGCCAGAAAAGCCCCAUCUGCUGCACCUCCCCCUCCUCCUUCGAGACCUCCACCUCCUUCAAGAGGGCCCAGUACUUCUCACUUAGCACCUCCUCCGCCGGGUCGAACGAGAACUCUAUCAGAGUCUGAGGUUCCUGCUGCACCUCCACCUCCGCCAGGGCCAUCGCCGGCAGCGUGGCACUCGCGUUCACCUUCUGGUCCUCCUCCACCCCCGCCUGGCCCACCUCCUUCUCGGCUGAGAACUCACUCCACUCUAGGCAUACCUACAUUCAGCGUGUCCAAUGUCAAUGGAACAUCAGAUCGGUCGAGACCGACCCGCAAGAGUUUGUGUUACAUUUUAUUUCAUACAUUCAGAUCUACUAACAUGAUUUAUAGUACCUACACCUCCACCUAAUGUUGGUUCACAUGUCUUCCCGGUCAAUGGAUUCCCACCCCCUCGCACAUUCACCCCUUCUCCGAAACGCUACUCCGGAGGUCGGCAGAAGGGCUCAGACUUUGAUAUAAGUACACUGGCGUCCUAACUUACCUAAGCUAUAGUAUAUACGUACGAUUUUUUCUCGAUAUCUUAUAGUAGCUUGCCACGUAGUUUCGGAGGAUUCUUCGCCAUAUUCAGGGCUCUCUGUCAGAUGACAAUGGCAGAUGCUCCAUUUUUAACUAAAGCUGCCUACCAAGAGCCGAAUGAGCAGCAUAAAGUCCGAAGAUUGAC